Messenger RNA from Gadus macrocephalus (Pacific cod), 1191 nucleotides. RefSeq lists its product as uncharacterized. Gene Ontology annotation, molecular function: bitter taste receptor activity. Lineage: Eukaryota; Metazoa; Chordata; Actinopteri; Gadiformes; Gadidae. The transcript has a single exon. The record is from RefSeq and is a predicted model, not a curated record. Gene Ontology annotation, biological process: detection of chemical stimulus involved in sensory perception of bitter taste. Bases 2 to 1003 code for a protein of 333 amino acids.
UAUGAGAAGGAAAAACUUGCAUAUCAGCUUUUUUGCCUCGGCUUUAAUCAACGGACCUUUACUCAUUCUCAAUCUCAAUGCAAACAUCUUCUUUGUUUUUUGUUUGAUGACUCGCAAAACCCAACAGAUGAAGCAGCCUUUAACGAUACUGCUGGGAUCAAUGGUUUCCUUGACAAUACUUUAUGUAUUAUCCGUGACUUUGAGGACUUGUGUGUCAACGUGGGUCAAAUCCGAUGUAGCUGAUGAAAUAUCUGAUACAAUUGUGAAUUUCCUGGUGCGUGGGAACAUAACCUCUUAUGUUUGGCUGAUGUUUUACUACCACUUCAUGAUCGUCCCGUUCCAACGAGCCCUCUUUCUUUGGGUAAAGAAUAACCUCAGAUCUGUUAUCUGCGUUGCGUUGCUCUUUGACAGAUUGAUGUUUCUAGGUGAUGCCUUGUUCGACAUUGCUUCUAUUAUUGAUGAUUCCAGAGUUUCCAAUCAAACACACUCUCUUUUUAAUACGAUUGGCAUUUCUUUAUUUUCCAUUGUAAAUAUAUACAUAUUUUCAUGCCUGUUCAUUAUGAUAUUUUCCUGCUUCGCCACGGCCCACUACCUGAACAAACACAGGAAAAGCCUUUCAGCGGGCGACGGAUCCCUCUCCAACCCACGGCUUCACAGUCCGAUCAGAGUCACCGUCACAGGCAUCCUUCAAGGGGUGCUCUGCUUCCUCUGUGUCAUGUUCAAUCUUGUGGCUGUGAUGUCCUUUUAUUUAUCACCAUACUUCUACUUUGGUCCUCUAAUCACCUUCACGCUCAACAACAUAUACAUUUCGGGAUCCACUGUCAACCUUUGGGUUGGCCAGACUCUCUUCAGGGAAAGGGCAGAACAUGUCUGGAAGGCUGUCAAAAAAAGGCUUUGCAAUGGAAAGUCAUCAAAGGAUCUAAGACCUCCUGGAAAUCAGUUGAUAAUGACAUCGCUUUCUAUCAUAGGAAGGUCUGGUGUUGACACUGCCAUAUCACUGUGAUUAUAUAAUGGUUAAUACUAGAAAGGUCAAAAAAUAAAACAUUUAGGUUUUUAUGGUUUGUAGCAGAUUGAAGAUAUUGAGGAGUAUGCUAUUAUUUAAGUCCACAUGGCUACUGAAGUGAAAAUAUAUUCCAGAAGACUUUAGAUAGGGAGAUUAUCUGUUGUGUUUUGUUUUUAACUGAAACUGAA